Molecule: messenger RNA, 1898 nt
Organism: Lingula anatina
Lineage: Eukaryota; Metazoa; Brachiopoda; Lingulata; Lingulida; Lingulidae
Product: nucleoporin Nup43
Cellular component (GO): nuclear pore outer ring
Molecular function (GO): protein binding
Source: RefSeq, a predicted model, not a curated record
CGCCAUGUGCAACUUUGAAAAUGGCGGAGGUCAAUGCCAAAUUCAUUUCACAAAAAAUCAGUAAAAUUCGUUGGCGCCCGACAUCACAGAAAGGUUUAGAACAGUCAGAUACAUUUGUUACAGGUAGUUGGGAUAAUGGGGCUGCAAAUAAAGUGUGUUUAUGGACCCAAGCAGAAGGAGAAAAGGAACAGUUAAAUUUCUCUGUGUCCAGACAGCAGCCACCAGAGUCGGGGCCUAGAUUGCUGUGUGAGGUACUUCACUGUGGGGACGUCACAGACAUACAGUUUUUUAAUCAUGAAAAUAUACUCGUAGCCUCAUCAACAGGACAAGUCAACUUAUACAAGCAUUUUAAAAAUUCACAGACCCUGGGUGUUGCCCAGAGCUGGCAUGUCCACAAGAACAAGCAGAGUCCCUGUCCCUGCACCAGUGUGGCAUGUAGAGGACAGGAUGUGGUCACUGCAGGGGAGGAUGGCAGGUUGAAUAUUCUGGCCAUUGGUCAACAGGCACCUGUAAGGUCCAUUGAAAAAGCUGACAGCUGCUCAAUCAAUGGUGUGAACUACUAUAAACACUAUGAAGUGAUCACAGUGAACUCCAGUGGGCAGCUCAAAGUUUAUGACCUAAGACAACCUGAAGAUGAACCUAGCAGAAUCUUUCUUUUAACUGGAGAAAGAAUACCAUUGCACUGUGUGGAUACUCAUCCUAGUCAGCCUCAUAUAGUGGCCACCGGGGGGCAGGACGGGGUGCUGUGUAUAUGGGACAUGAGACAGGAGAAAUUCCCUGUCACACUGCUAGAUGCACAUGCUGCAGACAUGUGGGAGGUCAAAUUUCACCCAAGAUACCCUGAUAAUUUAUUUACUUGUUCUGAAGAUGGCACAGUCUGGCACUGGGAUGUGACCAGUGUCAGCCAUACCAGGACUCCAGCACAGUCACAAGGCACACCUGGUAGUGUACAAUCAAGAACAGUUCAUCAUCUCCCAGCCACAACACAACCCAAGCCUUCAGGUUCCAAUCCCUGGCUAACAAUUGAUGCCUCAAAACAUAGGAUAGAAGUGACUAAUUUAAUGCAUGGCUCUAACUUUUUGCCAAUCAACACAUUGGACAUUGAAUCAAAUACCGUUAUAUGUGGUGGUGACAGUGAGGCAAUAUAUGUGAUACCAAAUUUGGUGAUUAGGUAGCAUUAAAUGAAUUAACAGUUUGUAUCUAAAACAUGGAGAUCUCUGUCUGCCUUGUUUCUGCAGUUAAGGCCCAUUAUUCCAUCAGAGGAAAUAUUAUUGCAAAUAUUUUUCUACCUCAUUUAUGGGAUGUUUCACGGCAGCUCUUGACAAGUCGUCCAAACCAAAUAAAACUUGGUUUAUUUACUCAACUGCACAUAGAUGUCAUUAUCAAGGGAAUUCCAUGCUUUCAGGGGAAAUGUUUGUGACUCAGUCACAUACUAGAACUGGUUCACUGGAAAAUUCAGGACAUCUUAGCCAUAAGUAACCAUCUAGACAUUUUUCCUGACAAAUAUUUUCAGGUGCUUAAAAUACAAACUAGAAGUACAUUUUUACAGUGUUGUGCAAGCUAUUUCAUACCAGUUAACACAAGUGUCCUAUUAGAUUUCAUUGAAUGGGUUUCACUAUAAAUUUUGAGAUAAAAAUGUGAAUUUAUAUGGGAUACAAAUGUUCAUUUGUUAUAAAGUCUUUGUUAAACGCAUUCUAAUUGACUGAGGGAGACCCCAUACUAAUGAAGAAAUUAUGGCAAUUUGCAGCACUGAAAGGGUGCAAUUUAAAAUUUCAAGUACUCUAAACUUUUUCAUUUUCAAAGCUGCAGCAAAUAUCAGUAUAUUGGACAUGAGAAGCAAACAAAUCUUAAAAUGAAGUGAAAUAUGACAAAAAAAUAAAAUUAUUUAUAUUUAAUAC